Messenger RNA from Spodoptera litura, 2164 nucleotides. The record is from RefSeq and is a predicted model, not a curated record. Lineage: Eukaryota; Metazoa; Arthropoda; Insecta; Lepidoptera; Noctuidae.
UUUUGGAAAUGGCCUGGUGAAAUUCAAAAAUUGUGCCAUGGCCUUCGUGCUUGUGGUCUGUGCGUGUCUAUUGAGCAGUGUGACUGGCGUGGACAUUACUAUACAGCAUCAUAUCAUCUGCAGUGCCUAUGGGCAUCAACUUCUCGAAGCGAAGUUUGGUCGGGAGGUGUAUCUGCUGUGUUUGAAGUUGCAGCCGAUUGGAUCGUCCACUUUAGCUACACGUCACUCAGCUCUCUUCUUGGACCCCGAUGAUCAUGAUGAGAAGAUCCAUACACCUUUAGAGAGCAUUCCGCUGGCUGACAUCACCAUGGCAUACGGGUUUCCAGUAGAAGACCCUGCUUCUGGUACCGCUGAAGGAUACAUAGGAGAAGACUAUCAGUUCUAUGGAGUUUUGCAUUUAGGUAAUCGUACUCUUCAUGCGGAUCCUUACGGCCACGAUGACCCGACCAAAUUCUUUGGCGCCUUCGAAAACGACAAUAUGGCGGCGCCGCGGUACCGACGCGAUCAUGCACAGAUGGAUUAUAACAUUCUAGAACGCGUUCCGUUCUUUCCGUACCGAAUAGAAGAGCGGAAAAAGGUGCCAGGUGUUGCUCGAGCAAGGAUCUGUGACCUUCUGCUCCUGGCUGACAAAGAGUUCUUCGAGAAGGAUGCCAACUCAAGUUUGAAUCAUGUAGUGCGUAGAAUGAUGCAUGCAGUCGCACAAGCUGAUAUUAUAUUCCGAAACGCUGAUUUCAACGAAGAUGGAAUUCCUGAUAAUAUUGGUUUUUCAGUGAAGUACAUAUUAGUGCUGACUUCAAAUGACACGAACACACGAGUAUUUGGAGAUCUACUAAAAGACAAAGCGAUAGACGGACGAGCCUAUCUCAUGCGUUUUGCCAGACUCCGACGACUGUCUGAAGUAUGUCUUGGUGUGGCAUUUUCUGGACAUGCUUUUCAUAAUAGAACUCUGGGUCUCAGUUUUACUUCCCUUGGGGGAGGUAUGGGAGGAGCAGCUGGUGGGCUUUGUGACCGGCGCGCAUACGGGCGCUCCUUCAACACGCUAGCUAUAGCACACGCCACUACAGAGGCAUUGAGUAGGGUUCCUGAGAGAAUCGCAGCUCUCACACUUGCUCACGAGAUGGGUCACAGUUUUGGCGCCCACCACGACGAUAAUUUCCCCAACCCUGAGUGUCGAGGAUACCUCAUGGGCUCCCAGUCCUCGACUGUAGUCAAUGGCUUAAACUUCGAGUUCUCGUUGUGCAGCAAACGAUUGAUCGCCGCCACGCUAAGCAGCAUGAGCUAUUGUUUGAUGGAAGAGGAUCGACCUUAUUGUGGGAAUGGAAUAGUAGAAGAAGGUGAAUCCUGUGACUGUGGUCUGCCGUCUCAUUGCAUUCAUAAAGACCCUUGUUGUACACCACGAGGUGGUGGUGCUCUCGUCUUCGAAGAAGGGACGCUACACAAAGAUGGAUGUUCAGUAGCCCCAUCAGCCAUGUGCCACCCGUCCCAAGGACUAUGCUGCACCGCCAAAUGUCAGCUUGCAGACCUCGUAAAAAGUGGUAUUGACUGCAGAGAUCAAGACAGAGAGUGUACAUGUGAGGUCCUGUCGGCAAAGUGUCGGUGUGGUCUGAACGGAAGGUGCAUGUCUGACGGGUCCUGUCACGCGGCCGAGUGCGCCACGCUGGGGCUCAGGGAGUGCCAGUGCGUCAAGAAACCACGGGCAGAAGGGCUCUUACGGGGUUCAAUGUUAGGCGAGAUGAAUAUGUGCGGUAUUUGCUGCGAGGUCCCAAUCACUGGCGGGCGGCCGCAGUGCGUGGGCGUGGAGGAGGCGGCCCGGGAGAGACUGGCCGCUAACACACCGCUACCAAAAAACUGGCCUGAUGAAGACUACAGAGGACCGAAUGUAACGAUACGUCUAUGCGAGGACUACUCGUGCAACAGCACGUGGGUGCGGGCCUGGAACGCCGGCAGUGUAUGCGUCACUCAGAACGUGGUCGGCAUAUGCUCACCGCGCGGCCUAUGCAAGCUCGACUAUAUCACGCCGCGAUCCAACGUAUACCCAGAUAUCAUGAACAUUCGCCUGACGGGAGCAAAAAAUCUGUCAAGAAGCCUAAAACCAGUUUCGAUAAUAUUCUUUUGUAAUUUAUUUUUGCUCUGUUUUAUAAAAUAAUAUACAAAUAAUUCAUAA